UUUCCGGUUGUGUCUCUUAUUUGAAACACGCACUCAGCUGCACUGAAGUUGGUCUGCUCAUAACUGGCGAAAACGACGAGUUUGGAUGUUUACACAUUUCUGACCCGCUUCAUUUGAGUCUGUUGGGUUCAAAGCCAGACGAUAAACUCUUCUAGUCUUAAAAUGAUCUAGUUUUAAAAAGGAUCGUUUUCGCACCGGAGAAAUGUCUGAAUGAAGAUAGGGUUUAUGACUGGUUAAUGCGAGCAGAAUGGAAACGAAGGCACAGGUUUUAUAUGACUUCACAGCAGAGCCUGGCAAUAAUGAGCUGUCGGUUCGAGAGGGUGAGACAAUCACAAUUACCAAUCAGGGCGUUGGUGGGGGAUGGAUCGAGGCACGAAACUCCAGAGGAGUGGUCGGAUUGGUACCAGAGGAUUAUAUAGAGGUUAACCAGGCUCAACCUUUUUCCUCCGGAGGAAAAGCAGCCCCCCUGGACCUGUCAGUCUUCGACAGUCACAUGCCUACCCCAGCCAGCACCGCACAAGUGGAUGUAGCUCAGCCGGAAACCCCAGUUACCCCGGUUACCCCAGUUAUCCCGGUCUUCUCUUCCACCUCCACUGAUGAGACGAGUAACGGUAAUGACCCGUGGGCAGGGUUUGAUAAUAACGCCUCUGGUGGGUUUUCUAAUAACUGGGCAGCUCAGCCAGAGGGCACAGAGACUGGCAAAAGCAGCAACAAUGCGUGGCAAUCAGGGGGACACGGGCACCCGCAGGCCUACCAGGGUCCAGGUGCAGAAGAUGAUGAUUGGGACGAGGAAUGGGAUGACGCAAAGUCAUCGGGAGGUUACGCUGAAUCUGAGGCUGGAGAGGGCGGGGCUAUCAACAGAGGCGGAGCUCAUGGCACAUCUAUGAAAAUUGCUCUUAACAAAUUCCCUGGUUUCUCUAAAUCAGGUCCUGAGUUAUACCUUCUGUCCAAACAGACCUCCAAAGGAAACAAGUUGCCUGUUUAUAGAGGAGAAGUUGGGCCAGUAUGGGCCUAUCCAGAAGUUCAGUUGGACUGUGUUGUCGCUGACCCUAAAAAGGGCUCCAAAAUGUACGGCCUCAAAAGUUACAUUGAGUACCAAGUCACGCCCACUACCACGAACAAGCCCGUCAAUCACAGAUACAAGCAUUUUGAUUGGUUGUAUGAAAGGCUUUUGGAUAAAUUUGGCUCGGCAAUCCCAAUUCCAUGCUUACCUGACAAGCAGGUGACAGGGCGAUUUGAGGAAGAGUUUAUUAAAAUGCGUAUGGAGAGGCUUCAGGGCUGGAUGACGCGAAUGUGUCGGCAUCCAGUGGUCUCCAGCAGUGAUGUCUUCCAGCUCUUUCUCACCUAUAGAGAUGAGAAGGAUUGGAAGAUGGGAAAGAGAAAAUCAGAAAAAGAUGAGAAUGUUGGCGUGAUGAUCUUUUCUAUGAUAGAGCCUGAGGGACUACCAGACCUGGACAUGGUUGAAGUAGAGCAGAAGUGUGAGCAGUUCAGCCGUUUCACCAAGACGAUGGAUGAUGGUGUGAAAGACUUGCUGACGAUAGGAAACGAACACUGGAAACGCUGUACAGGCCCCCUGCCAAAGGAAUAUCAGCGGAUAGGCAAAGCAUUUCAGAACCUUUCAUCAGUGUUCACCAGCAGUGGAUAUGAAGGAGAGGCUACACUCACCGAUGCAUUGACAGCAGCAGGAAAGACCUAUGAGGAGAUCGCUCAGAUGGUGGCAGAACAGCCCAGGAAAGACCUUCACUUCCUCAUGGAAACCAACAAUGAGUACAAAGGUCUACUCGGAUGCUUUCCUGACACCAUUGGAGUUCACAAGGCUGCCAUAGAGAAAGUAAAAGAAGCAGAUAAACUAGUGGCCACAAGUAAAAUUACCAAUUCAGAUAAAGUCACCAUGGCUAAACGCGCCAGCACGAUGUCAUACGCUCUGCAAGCGGAGAUGAACCACUUCCAUAGCAACCGUAUCUAUGACUACAACAGGGUGAUGCAGCAGUACUUGGAGCAACAAGUGAAAUUCUAUGAGACGAUUGCAGAGAAACUACGACAUGCACACAGUCGGUUCACUACAAUGUAAAGAUGGAGGAGUAACUGCCUACAAACUGCCUCACACUCUUUAAUUUUCUGUUCCUCUUACAUUAUUUCUGUCGCUCUUUUUCUGUUCCUGUUAUCUGUGUCAUAUUGUCACUUGUGCCAUGUAAAGAUCCUGUCAACCUCAGGCCAAAGAUAGUGUCUUUAAAAAAAAGCUCAGAAAAAAAAAAAAUAUUAUUGUGUGAGCCCUGGCCAGCAAAAAGCUCAUUGGGUUUUUUUUUUUUUUUUUUUUUUCUUUAAAGCAGCAACAGAUUGUCUUUAAAGAAUGAGAUAAUGUCAGGGGCUUCAAUAAUUAUAAUUAUCUAGUGUUGAUCUAUGAAUUUAUUACCUUGAAUGGAUGUUUCACAGUCUCUUUCACUAGUCAUUUAUGUGUCUGUCUGUCCGUUGUUGUGGUGUAAGGUAAAUAUGAGAGAUUAAUUAUCAUUUAGCGAGUUGUAACAGUUUAAGACAGGUUAAUUCACCUUUAAGCAAGUGGCCUAAACAUAUAGCAAUGCCUGUUUUUGUUCUAGCAUUUGCACUGCAAAAAAAAAAAUCAUUACAUUGUGUUUUUGUAAUGUUUUCCAGUAAAAAGCAAAACUGCAAAAGAUAUUAUUCAGAGAACGUUUGACUUUUCUUACCCCUUUGACAAAUAUUUUUAUAUGUAUUUUUGGUUUUAAGCCUAAUCUGUCAGUUUUGUUAGAUUUAUGCGUAAAACAUGAAUACAUUUGCUAAUGGGGUAAGAACAAUAAACUUAAUUCAAGAUAUAGUCUCUGAAAACAGGUUUUGAUAUUUUACGCAGAUUAAGAAAAUGAUAUUUUGCAGAGCGAACUACGAGGCCAAGCCUAGUUUCACUGUGCCUUAAUUUGUAUAACUUGCAAAAAUGUACCCACUGCACUUUACUAUAGCCUUUCAAAUGCAUUAUUCUGUUCGUAGUUUGUAAAUGCCAAAAUAUCACAUGAAAAUAAUAUUGAUUUCAAGGGUUUUUGGAGAUGAUACAGGGGGGCUGGUCCUUUUUCCAAAUUACAUGUAUUCAUACAUUCUUCCCAAAGUCAAAUUACAAACAGAUAUUGCUUUGCUUCCACCUGGGUGCCAUUAUCACAUAUUUCUUAUCCUGUAAGUAUGAAAUUAUACUCUAAUGCAUGUUCACCAAUUGUUCGUAUAUUUUUAUGUAAGCAGUGUUUGCAAGUCUUUUGCACACAGAAUGACAAAAAUUUUGAAAUUGUGAUUUAAUAAAUACUGAUUUGUACUUUUA
This is a messenger RNA of Myxocyprinus asiaticus (Chinese sucker), 3316 nucleotides long. Its product is annotated as sorting nexin-9-like. The transcript is spliced from 19 exons. The coding region runs from base 248 to 2071 and encodes 607 amino acids. NCBI's taxonomy places the organism in Eukaryota, Metazoa, Chordata, Actinopteri, Cypriniformes, Catostomidae. The record is from RefSeq and is a predicted model, not a curated record. Gene Ontology annotation, molecular function: phosphatidylinositol binding; protein binding. Gene Ontology annotation, cellular component: cytoplasmic vesicle; plasma membrane. Gene Ontology annotation, biological process: mitotic cell cycle; mitotic cytokinesis; endosomal transport.